Molecule: messenger RNA, 3669 nt
Organism: Schistocerca nitens (vagrant locust)
Lineage: Eukaryota; Metazoa; Arthropoda; Insecta; Orthoptera; Acrididae
Exons: 2
Coding region: 375-1010 (211 amino acids)
Source: RefSeq, a predicted model, not a curated record
GGCCCCUUUUCGAUCUUUUCACUUAUUUUCUGAGCAAAUCGUAAGUUCGACUGACUUGAUAUUUUGUGAUUUUUCAUCAGUCAUAUGAAAUAUUAACCACUGCAUUUUGGAGUGUCCUAUUUUUAUUAGGUUGUGAAAUAUGAAGCUUACCACCUAGAAGGACGGCGGGGCCAAUUUGGCCCCUCCAACAUUUCUCUGUAUUUAGAGGCUACUUCUUUGUAAUACUGCGUAUGAAAUCACAUCAACUGUUGUCCCUUUGUUGUUCAAAUAUGCGACAACACUGUCAUUCAAUCCAGUGCUGAUUGUUGGUUAGUUGAUGCAAGGAUUUCAGUUAUUGUCUGUUGUGACAGUAUCUGAGAGUCGUCCCUGCAGUCAUGAGCUACAGAUGCAAGAAGUGGCUAACAGACGCUGAAAUACUAGCAGAACUGAGAAAAAUAGAAGAUGAAAGUUCAGGUGAAGAAUUUGAGUUUUCCGACAGCGAUCAGGACAAUGAAGAAAAUGUAGUAGUUCCAGUGUGUGAGGAUGAAGAAUGUGAUUUGUGCAACGAAUGUGAUGAUGUAAACACAGCUCAGGACAGUUUUCCGCUAAAUUUAGGGGAAAAUGAAGCUUCUACAUCCAGCAUGCCUUCUGAUGUUCCAAAUUCUAGCUCUAUAAGAUCAACAACCCGGACAACAUUUGCUUCCCCCGGAAGUCAGUCAAAAACUGAUACCGGGCAACCUACUGAAGAAAAAGAAACAGCAAAAGAUGGAACUGUGUGGAAAAUUGUAUCAGUGGGUUCUAAUGCAGGUCGUUUACAAAGUCAUAACAUUUUGCGGGAGAGAUCAGGACCAACAUCAUAUGCUAAAAGGAAAAUUCAAAGUGGGAAACUUCUUAGUGCUUGGCGGUUAAGUUUCAGUGCUUCCAUGAUGCACCACAUCAAGCACUGUACUGAAGCUGAGGCUUCAAGCACUGUACUGAAGCUGAGGCGCUCGUCGUUGAACAAAAGACGAUUCCUGGACAGUAGACACUGAAGAACUAGAUGCUUUUGUUGCCAUAAUGUAUGCAAGAGGAGUGUAUGGGGGCAAAGAAUUUUCCCCUCAAAAGCCUAUGGUCAACAGUAUGGGGUCCUACGUUUUUCAGACAAACUAUGGGACGAAACAGAGUUAUCGAAAUAAUGAAGUAUAUGAGGUUUGACACCAAGUCCACUAGAUCUGAAUGCCUCAAGCAAAUUUGCUCUCGUCUCAGAUACUUGGAAUGCUUUUAUAGAAAACAGUGUGCCAUGCUAUAAAGCAGAACCUUAUCUUACAGUUGAUGAACAACUUUUGCCAUGCCCAUUCACACAAUAUACUGCAAGCAAGACAGAUAAGUUUGGCAUAAAAUUCUGGUUACUUGUAGGUGUUUCUAGUAAAUACAUACUGAAUGACAGCUGACCAAGGUGUAGGUGAAAAUGUUGUUCUUAGGCUUAUGGGACCAUACUUAGGCAAAAGUUUGAAAGUCACUACUGACAGUUACUUUACUUUGCUAAGCCUUGCAAACCGUCUAAGGGCAGUAUCCACAACUUUAGAAGGUACUUUGAACCAUAAUUGAAGGGAGGUGCCUCCUGCUGCAAAGACCAGAAAACAACCACUCCACUCGACUAUUGUGUAUAAAAAUGAUGAUGGAACAACACUAACAGUUUAUCAAGGGAAAACAAAUGAGAAUGUUUUGUUACUGAGUUCACUUCACUCUCAUGUAUCACUGUCUGAUAGUCAGAAAAAGACUCCUGAAACAGUGCAAUUCUAGAAUGAAACAAAAUUUGGGGUCGACAUAGUUGAUCAAAUGACAAGGAUGUACUCCACAAAAGCCAGUACAAGACGUUGACCAAUGCAUGUAUUUUACAACAUCCUUGAUUUGGCUGCCAUAAAUUCCUGAGUGUUGUAUAAGGAAGUGACUGGUAUGCGACUUAGCAGGCAGAAGCAUAUUUUUGAUUUGUGUGAAGAGCUUCAAGCGCAGUAUGUAUCAUCAAGAAAUAAAGAGCCAGACCAGACUCAUGCAGACACUAAAGGCAGACCACAGAGGGCAACUAAGAGAGAGAAGUAUAAAAUUCAUACCUCAUGUAAAGGAAACCAUACUGCUACUGUUUGUUCAGGUUGUGAGAAAGCAGUAUGUGGCAAAUGUGAGAAGACGAGUGUGGUGCAACAAGUGCAGCAGUAAACAGCAGUGGACUACGGUGGAGAGAGAGAGAGAGAGAGAGAGAGAGAGAUUAAAAGAUGCAAUGAAACACUGUAGUGUGAGCAAGCGAACUGUGUUUUCCACAAUAAGAGCAGCAGUGUGCUAUGUUGUUUUGUGGUAUUCACUUCAUAUAGUGUGUGUACAGACUAGCAGGUUUCUUUGUAACCGAAACCCACAAGUUACAUUCUCACACAUAAUCAAGUACACCAUUUGGCACAUAUUGCUAUGUUUUUUCUUUCCUCCGACAUUGCUCUCGGGAUGACAGAAAGUUAUUCUGAGUAAUGCUGAACAAUUCAACAAUAUGUUAACAAUUUUCUUCACUGUAAACCUGAAAACACUCCAAUUCUCACAUGUGUGACUAUAACAAAGUAAUGCAUAAUUCAUAUGACUACUAUGUGAUGAGAAACCCUUGUAUGUCAUUUCCAGAUACAUUUACUGGCCAGUGUGCUCAACAGAUUUAUCUCUAUCAGAUUACUUCACACACAAUUCAGGGAAGGGUCUACAUAAAUUAACAACACAACUGUUGAACUGAUGCAGGGCACUCAGAGGUACAAUUACUCAUCACCAUCUUGUACAGCAGGGUCUGCUUGGAGCAUAAACCUCUUCAACUCUGAUAUUCCCACCACCCCUCUGUCGCUACUCUGGCCUAGUCUUCUCCUCUCCUCUGAAUACUCGUUUCCACGUCUUUUAACCAACUUUUACUUGGCCUUCCCCUCUUACUUUUGUGUAAGUACUACAUAAACUUGUAAGUAAAUUAUUCAUAUCCUUUAAGAAUUAAUCAUCAUUGAAAUGUCUCCGCCCCACACAAAAAUAAUGAAAUGAGUAUUUGUAUGUCAAAAUUUCAAAUUAAUUUCUCUGUGCUGUAUUCAUGUUAUAUAGAUUGUUCCAAAUGGACACAAAUAUAUCCCAUACAAAGCUUAACACAGAAUGGAGGGAAAACAAUUACAGAUGUAAACAAACUCUUGAAUCCUCCACUGAAAAAUAAACAUUGAUACACAUACAACAUUGUGUACAGCACUGUACAACAAAUGAGAGUUUCUUUUUUUUUCUUUCAUUAUUGACUGGAUACUGAUUAACAGCAGCAGUGUGUAUUACACUUUCAUUUUCUUUGGCAGCGUCUACCAGUGUGCUACUGUGCACGUAAAUCACACAAUGUUUCAUAAUUUAUGUUCUCUUACAUGUAUGGUUUUACAAUUCACUGGAACAUAAAAGGAGUAUUCUUCUGUAACAAUUACUGCUUCAAUUACAAACUAAAUUGUUGUUGGUAUGGUGGAUUUUCACAAAAGGAAUUUGUCUACUUCCAAGGAAUUUUAAAAGUUAUGAUAUAUGAAUAUUAACUUUCAGUAAUGUGAAGCAAGAUUCUGGGGUAAAGAAAUGGAAAGAGUCAUGAAGAUUCAUUGCAGAAGAGAAGCACAAGAUAAAUGCUUAUUUUCCAUGUAUUUUCAUUUGUCAAUACAAUAAAAAAAUGAUAUAACUCAG